ACUGCUUGACUCUGGCAUGCCAAGGGUUAAUCCAAGAUGGCCGGGUUUACGGGUUCAUGCUUUUUGUGUUUUAAAAUGAAGGUGUCACGUAUCGCAUCGUUAUUAUGUAAAAGAACCGAGGUGAGGAGGCAUACAGUAUGUAGAACAUUCACCAGUGGAUCCACCACCCGACAACAACAGUUAUCAACCCCGAGGGGUAGUAUUUGUAGGUAUUCAACUGAAUCUUCAAUCAAUGGUUGUACGGCCCUGUUGUACAGAAACCACGGCGACCCGUCUCAAGUUGUUCAGUUGGAGAGCAUGGAGCUUCCCUCUGUUGGUGCUAAGAGUGUCCUUGUAAAAUUGUUGGCAGCCCCCAUCAACCCUUCUGACAUAAACAUGAUCCAAGGUUCCUAUGCCAUCCUACCUGACCUUCCAGCAGUAGGAGGAAACGAGGGGGUGGCCCAGAUCCUGGAAGUGGGCAGCCAGGUGAAAUCACUCAGACCAGGGGACUGGGUGAUCCCAAGAGAUGCCGGAUUAGGGACGUGGAGGACAGCAGCGGUUUUAGCUGAAGACGAUGUGAUCUCUCUGCCCAAUGACAUCCCCCUGUUCUCUGCAGCCACACUGGGGGUUAACCCCUGCACUGCCWUUAGGAUGCUCUCUGACUUUGAGGAGCUGAAACCAGGUGACACAGUGAUCCAGAAUGCAGCCAACAGUGGUGUGGGCCAGGCUGUCAUACAGAUCGCUGCUGCAAGGGGGAUCCAAACCAUCAACGUGGUCAGAGACAGGCCAGACCUCACACAGCUUAUUGACAGGCUGAAGGCUAUGGGCGCCAGUCAUGUGAUCAAAGAGGAGACCCUGAGGCGGCAUGAAAUGAAGGAACUUUUCGAGACCUGUCCAAGGCCUAAGCUGGCACUGAACGGAGUUGGGGGAAAGAGUGCAACAGAACUCCUCCGUCACUUACAAGUUGGAGGGUCGAUGGUGACGUAUGGAGGGAUGGCCAAGCAGCCAGUCACUGUUCCUGUGAGUGCCCUGAUCUUCAAAAAUGUGAAAGUCAAAGGGUUCUGGGUCACCCAGUGGAAGAGAACCCACUCUCAGGAUGAGGGGGCCUUACGGGGAAUGCUGGAUGAGCUCUGCUCCCUGAUCCGCCAGGGAAAGCUGACCGCACCUGCCUGUUCCGAGGUAGGCCUCCAAGACUUCCGGAAAGCACUGGACACUGCCAUGCAGCCGUUCACCUCAGCCAAACAGGUCCUGGUCGUGUGACCCCUCCUUUGACCAGUCCCAGCCGUUCUCAGGGUCAUGUUCAUUAGGUACCAAAUGGAAGAAAAUGGACAAACAGGAAGGGACUACCUGGACUUGUCCAAUAAGAAACAGUGUUUUGCACUGGGUGUCCAAUUGAAUACGACUCUGCAUACAAAACGAAGUCCCGGCACGUUCAACGGGUGCAUGCCCAAGGCUGCUGCUUCAUCGUUGUCGGAAAUGCGUUACUCAAGCACACGUUCAAUAAAUGUGUGUUUGCCGUA
Molecule: messenger RNA, 1499 nt
Organism: Salvelinus sp. IW2-2015
Lineage: Eukaryota; Metazoa; Chordata; Actinopteri; Salmoniformes; Salmonidae
Product: enoyl-[acyl-carrier-protein] reductase, mitochondrial
Biological process (GO): fatty acid metabolic process
Cellular component (GO): mitochondrion
Molecular function (GO): trans-2-enoyl-CoA reductase (NADPH) activity
Source: RefSeq, a predicted model, not a curated record